This is a messenger RNA of Lolium perenne, 1297 nucleotides long. Its product is annotated as TLC domain-containing protein At5g14285-like. Gene Ontology annotation, cellular component: membrane. The record is from RefSeq and is a predicted model, not a curated record. Lineage: Eukaryota; Viridiplantae; Streptophyta; Magnoliopsida; Poales; Poaceae.
UUGUUCAAAAGAUGAGAGGAGAGGUCGCGGGAAUGGGGAUAGUUCUCGACAGCUCUGGCAGAAAGCUGUCAGUGCGAAGCAGUGCAUACAACAUGACAUAGAAUAAGAAUACCCGAGAAUAUAAGGAACCCGGAUCCGAAUCUCGAACCUGAUGGCUCUUCCAUGCACGGAACUAUCUCAUUUCUCCAGAGAGCGACCGCUCAUCACCUCUCAGCCAAGCCAACCACAUCACACUAUUGUACCCAUUGCCGAUCAAAGCAAGAAGAGGCACUCAUACAUCGCGAGGAAGCUGAGCUCGAUCAAUCAAUGGAGUACGCAUCAUCCACCACGAGCGCGACGGGCUCCAUGUUCCUGCCUUUCCUGGUAAUGUUCGCGGCCAUCUACCUCCUCGGCUACUUGGUCGUGUUCCGCCGCUGGAGCCGGCAGCACCGCCCGGACGCGUCCAGCUGCUUCACCUCGCUCUUCCACGGCACGCCGGCGUUGCUGCUUGCCCUGCGCGCCGUGCUGUCCAACCCGGCCGCCGCCGGCGACCUCGCGCUCGCGGCGCCCAACACGCACGCCGACGACCUCGCCCUCGACUUCAGCACAGCCUACUUCGCCGUCGACCUCCUCCACUACCUCGUCUUCCUGCCCCACGAGGCCCUCUUCGUCGCGCACCACCUCGCCACGCUCUACGUCCUCGCCACCUGCCGCGCCGCCGUCCGACGCGGCGCCUACGCUCUGCUCGCCCUGGAGGUGCUCGCCGAGGCCACCAGCCUCGUGCAGAAUCUGUGGACGCUGGCCGACAUGCGCCGCGCCGGCUCGCCCACGGCCGCCAGGGCGCACGCGGCGCUGUCGCUCCCGUUCUACGUGGCGUACACGGCCAUGAGGGCGGUACUCGGGCCGGUGUGGUUCGUGAGGAUGGUGAGAUUCUACGUCACCGGGGCUGGCGAAGGUGCCGUGCCGGCGUGGGCUUGGGUGUCGUGGACGGUGGUGAUCGGUUCCGGGAUAGUGCUGAGCGUGCUGUGGGUGGGCAACCUGUGGUUCGCCUACUUCAAGGACAGGAAGGAGAGCUCUCGCAACAAGGAACAAUGAUCAAUUCUUGAUCUCACAUUGAUUUCGAGUUCAUUCAUUCACCGUGCAAGUGCAGCACACACUUCUUCAUUUACUGUCCUUUUGGAUCUUGAAUUUACUGAGCCUGCACGUCUUACUUUUCAAAAAAAAAAUCAAGAACUUUAGGUAUAAGGUAGAACCUAUUUAGAUGAUUGACCAUAUAGAUUUAGCAAAUUGGUAAUGGAAGAAUAAGUUUUGAUAGUCU